AUGCAGUUGGAACGGAGCGCGACAUUGAUUCCAUCCAUUAAUGCUGGGGUAUGGGAACAGGGCAUGUCGACGCGGGUAGUGCUGUUCAGAGACUGGGUAUGGAAGGAAGAGCGACCGUGGUCUGUAUGCUUCGCCGGUGUGCAGAAGCUAGACGGCAAGGCUGGGCCGGACAUGAUGCAGAGCGCAGCGGCGUUUAGAGUUGAGGCGACGGGCUUGGUUGGCGUGCAGUACGACACUAGCCAACCAUCGGUGUUCCUUCCAACGGCUCCACGAGCGAAACGCAAGCUGGCAGAGGCUGGCCUCGAGGUGCCCGAUAGCGAGGAAGAUGACGAAGAAUACGGAUGGGCACGAGAAGACGAGUCGGCGCUUCCCGGCCCGCCGCCGCAGUGGCAAGGCAGCGAAGACAUCCUUCUGGGGACCCAGGCGGCCGAAAGCGAGGAUGACCGGGGUAGCAACGGAGACGGCCACGGCGAUGGCGGCGACGGUGAUGACGAAGACGACGAGGCAGAAGAUGUGGGUGAGGCAGCGACUAGCGGCCGAGAUGACCAGGUUUUGGCCGAGCAGUAA
Messenger RNA from Colletotrichum abscissum, 567 nucleotides. RefSeq lists its product as uncharacterized. The transcript is spliced from 2 exons. The record is from RefSeq and is a predicted model, not a curated record. Lineage: Eukaryota; Fungi; Ascomycota; Sordariomycetes; Glomerellales; Glomerellaceae. Bases 1 to 567 code for a protein of 188 amino acids.